CGCCAAUCUCUAAUCCUGUUCACUUUAUCGGCUAUUAUUUAUAAUGACAGACCAGUUUGCCUUUUUCUACCCUUCGCCGCUUGAGGGCUAUGAAAACCUUCCCCCUCUUCCAGAGUAUGUGUAGGACAGCAAAAGCAUCUGGCAACCGCAGCAUCACAGUUCGUUUUUCUGAUGCUUCGAUAUUGGGCUAGGGAACGCAAUGAAGAUGGGAAGUCGUUCAGGAACCCGCAGCAUGGGAUCCUGAGCAAGGCAUACGAGGAAUUCCCAGACCCACUGGAGAAAGGCCAUCGGGGUGGCUUCGAUAUUCACAUCUACCACUACCAGAACAACCCAGACCAGGUCAACUUUGCCAAAGCGCUUUGGCAACGGAUACGUCAUGAAUGUAAUCCACAAGCCUUUCCUCCAGCCAUUGCGUUACCUAUCUUUGUUCUCGAUUUCCAUCCCGAAGAUGAAAUAGACCUGAGAGGAUAAAUGCAUGCCGGAUGUGAACUGCAACGGUAGCAUAUGAUAUCUCCAUUUCGAGAAUCAAUUCAAUCAAUCAUCCCCACUUUCUUACUUUUAUUGAACUUAACUGCGCAAUACUCACGAACACAUCCGCCGGCAUAGUUCCCGAACUUCGCAUCUAUUCCUUCUUCGACCGGCCCAUUGGACCUCAUACAGUCGCGAUGUUCGAAGUCAACCUUUUUACUCCAGCGCAAUUUGGGGCUUUUGUCCCGUGGCUUAUCAUAAACCGUGGCCCGCUGAGCGCCCUGAUCCAUCCCAAUACGGGGGAUGAGCGGGAGGAGGAGCGAAACCAUACACAACGAGCCACAUGGAUGGGCGAGCGUAUACCCCUGGACCUGCGCGUGUUCAAGCUCAUGCGAGAGAAGCAAGGGCCCUGAAGAAGACGAAGAAGAAGGAGGCAUGGGCAACUUUUCGACAAUUUUUUCCUUUCAGGACGAAUGAUGUAAUGGUCAGGUUAGCUUGGCUUUCACGGUUAUUGUUUGUUUAUCCACCCAGUUCCGGGAAAAAAUGGCGCCAUCACUGUACCAGUUAUUAAGCUCCUCAGUGAGGUGGUUGAUCGUAUUUUGUUUUCUUUGGGGGGCCAUAAAUUAUGCAAACCUCUUUGUUUCAUUAUCAUUGUCAGCUCAUGUAUGGGACAUGCGGGUUCCCGAGAUGAUCUUCAUGCAAAAAAAAUAUGGAAAAACGCCUCCACGGCUGUGAACACAAGACACAAAUGUGCAGGUGGUAACACACUACGCAGCAGGUUUUGCUUGACAUACGGAUCAUGGAGGGGCCCUAGAUGAAUAUGGCACUACAUCCAUACAUACAUACAUAAACUACGACAAGGUCCGUCGUUCUGCUGCUGUGUGAUGGUACCCAUUCUUUUUUUCUC
Molecule: messenger RNA, 1375 nt
Organism: Histoplasma capsulatum G186AR
Lineage: Eukaryota; Fungi; Ascomycota; Eurotiomycetes; Onygenales; Ajellomycetaceae
Exons: 2
Coding region: 172-471 (99 amino acids)
Source: RefSeq, a predicted model, not a curated record